AUGAUGAAUGCUCCAACAAAUCUGGAACUGGGUAACGAGCAAAGGACUCUACACACCCUCACAGGAGUCCCAACCCAUGAGCUGCAGGCAUUUUCUGGCAUGCUAGAAGUUGCAACAAAGGGUAAGAGGAAAAGGGGUAAGGCUCCAGCUGAACCUAAACCAAAGAAGCAAGCUGCAAAGAGUGCAAAGACCCCAAAAUCGUCAGGAAAACAAGAGAAAAUCACUGACACUUUCAAAGUGAAAAGGAAAGUGGACCGAUUUAACGGGGUAUCUGAAGCUGAACUUUUGACAAAAACUUUGCCUGAUAUUCUUACAUUUAACUUGGACAUAGUUAUUAUUGGAAUAAAUCCAGGUCUUAUGGCAGCUUACAAGGGCCAUCAUUAUCCAGGUCCUGGAAACCAUUUCUGGAAAUGUCUGUUCCUAUCAGGGCUCAGUGACAAGCAGCUGAACCACGCUGAUGACCAUGCACUUCCAGAGCAAUAUGGCAUUGGCUUCACGAACAUGGUGGAGAGAACCACUCCAGGGAGCAAGGACCUCUCUAGCAAAGAAUUUCGGGAAGGUGGAAGAAUACUUCUACAGAAGCUUCAGAAGUAUAAACCACGUAUAGCUGCCUUCAAUGGAAAAUGUAUAUAUGAAAUUUUCAGUAAAGAAGUAUUUGGUGUCAAGAUUAAAAAAUUUGAAUUUGGAAUCCAGCCACACAGAGUUCCUGAUACAGAGACAGUUUGCUAUGUUAUGCCUUCUUCCAGUGCCCGGUGUGCACAGUUUCCCCCGAGUGCUCAGGACAAGGUACAUCACUACAUCAAGUUAAAGGACUUAAGAGACCAUCUAAAGGGCACAGAGCUGACCAGAGAGGUUCAAGAAGUGCAGUAUACAUUUGACUUGCAGUUGGCUCAGGAGGAUGCAAAGAGGCAGGCUGUGAAGGAAGAGAAGUAUGAUCCUGGCUAUGAUGAAGCUGCUAGUGGGAAUUUGAAUGAGCAAAGGCCUAAUGGAGACAGCAGUUCAUGCAACUUGCCUAAUUUGGAAGGUAAGUGCUCUGGUGGUGAUUUUUUGCUUUACUUCAAGACUAGUAUGCAUUUGUGUUUUUGUUUUUUUUGUUUUUUUUAA
Staurois parvus is the source of this 1104-nucleotide messenger RNA. The record is from the annotation of a GenBank genome assembly. Lineage: Eukaryota; Metazoa; Chordata; Amphibia; Anura; Ranidae.